Messenger RNA from Tuber aestivum (summer truffle), 1334 nucleotides. Lineage: Eukaryota; Fungi; Ascomycota; Pezizomycetes; Pezizales; Tuberaceae. The record is from the annotation of a GenBank genome assembly.
AUGGACGACACAAUAUACUCGACAAGUACACAGCACAGACUAUUCACCUUCACGCCAAAGCAACUCUCCGACCUGCGCUAUGCCACCAACAAAGUCGCGACUGAGAAGAUUACAGAAUCGAUAAAGCGACGGGCGGCUGCAACGGGGAUUGUCGAGUCGGGGGUUGAAGAGAUCGAUUGCCCGACAGCGGAAGAGGAGUUGAAGCUCGUUGCAUAUUACUGCGUGAAGUGUAUGCAAUUAUCAGAUCACUUCCAGUUUCCCAGUAACGUCAAGGUAUACUCCCCCCCAACCCUCCCCCCUCCCCCACUACUACAGAGAUAAUUGACAUAAAGCUAUAGGCGACGGCUCUGACAUUCCUCCACCGCCUGUACCUGACAACCUCCACCCUCACCCUGCACCCAAAAAAACUCCUAUUGCCGAUCUUAUACCUAGCAACAAAGACAGAGAACCACUACACCCCCAUAAAAUCCUUCAUAGAUGCGGCCGCGACGGCGGGUCCCAAAGUGACGAAAGAAGACCUCCUGGACCCCGAAUUCACAAUAGCGAUGGGCCUACGCUGGGCCUUUCAGGUCUGGCACCCCUUCCGUGGCCUGGAGGGCAUAUUCCUGGAACUCAACGCUAUAGCAGCGGGCCACUACCAACCGCCCAAACCAAAAGAGAACCUCGUCCUGCCUGCUGCUGAGGCUAAAGUCACACUUCUAGAGCUCUUAGCGGGGGACAUGGACAGGAUCGGACGAGCGCACGGGGAGGCGAGAAGGCUGCUAACCACCACGGCCCUCCUGACGGACGUCUACUUCCUCUACACCCCACCGCAGAUCAGCUUUGGCGCCUUCCUGGAGGCUGACAGGGAGCUCGCUACUUUCUACCUCGACAUCAAGUUCCCUGAGAGCGACCUGGCCGGGGGAAAGGCCAAGGCGAAGCUCCUGGGCGUGCUGGACGAGAUUGCCAAGAAUCACCUCUCCGCUGGCCUGUCCGGGGAGUCGAAAAAUCCAUAUCAGGGCUUACUCCUCCAGUUGCCGCAGAACGGGAUUACAACUUCCCUCGCUAUGUCUGUGGACCCUGGGCUCGUCAAGGAGGUUACCAGGAUCGACAAGAAGCUCUACCGCGUCACUAAGAGGGAUCAAGAUAGUGCUGGGAAGAAGAAGCCAGAGGAGGGGAAUGCGAACGGCGGUCAGACUGGUAACGGGAAUGGCAGCGGAAACGGAAAGUACGACGAGGACGAGGAACGGCGUGCCAAGAAGCGCAGGCUAGAGAGGGAAAAGGCGGAGCGCGAGGGGGAUGUUUUCGGCGCUAGUCUGUCGGAUGUCAAGACUGCGGGUGCGGGGUCUUUUUAG